UGCCGGUCUCUUCUCGGCAAUUGCAGCCCCGUCCCAGAAAAUAUAACUUAAAUUGGACAGGGCAAUUUUCCGGCUGACACUUUCUAAAAUCCUUGAGAUGUUCGGGGACGCAGUUCUCAAUCCGAAAAUAGACGCGCAGGAUAUCGAAGAAUCCAAGACUAUCGUAGGCCUUCAUUUGGACAGCAUAGCGCCCGAGCUCCUGGUCAAGGAGGCCAUACAAGAGGCGGCGUACCCUGGACAGGCGCUGGGUAGGCCGCACUUCGUGACGCCUGAGACUCUGCCGGGGCUCAGCGCCGAGGGACUCAAGGCAUUCCAGACGCGGCAUUUUACGGCGAGGAGCAUGGUGCUGGCCGCGGCGGGUGUGGAGCACGAAGCAUUUGUUGACCUUGCGAAAAAGCAUUUCGGGCGCUUGCCGGCAGGAGAAGGCGCUCACAAGCGCGCACGGGCCCUUUAUCAGGGGGGCGAGAAGCGGAUUGAGCAGCCUGACAGCAUAGACCCAUUUACUCGCGUGGCCGUGGGCUUCGAGGUGGCGGGAUGGCAUGACAAGGACCUGGUAGCCAUGUGCGUGAUGCAAAUCCUCCUGGGUGGUGGGGACUCUUUCUCCGCAGGCGGGCCUGGGAAAGGCAUGUACUCACGGUUAUAUAGGGAACUUUUGAAUCGGUACUACUGGGUAGAGGGAGCCGAGGCCUUUGUGAACCUUCAUAAUGAGACGGGGGUCCUGGGGAUUGCAGGUGCCUGCGAGGCCGCUCGUGCCGGUCAGCUCAUGCACGAAUUCUGUGCGCAAAUCUGCAAACUCGCCUUGACGCCGGUUGAUCCUGUAGAAUUGUCCCGGGCGAGGAACAUGCUGAAGUGCAAUGUCUUGACACAGCUUGAAUCUCGAAUCAUUCUCUUCGAAGACAUUGGCCGGCAGAUGAUCACGUACGGGCAUCGCGAGGCUCCUGAGGCCUUGUGUCGCAAGAUUGACGAGGUCAAGGCCGAGGAUUUGAUGAAAAUAGCGCGGCGGGCCAUUUCAAAGCCGGUUUCCAUCUCAGCGGUUGGAAAAGAUUUGAGGACAGUGCCCAAUUAUGAGCAGGUACUACAGUGGUUUGCUCAGUCAUGACGCUCGCUCGUGCAUGGGUAUUAGGAAAAGGGCCUAUAGAACAGCGAUGUGAAUACUACAUUAGUUUUGAAGCAUGAAAGAAAACACAUCCCAUCGAAAAGUGAGUCGAAUUCCUU
Molecule: messenger RNA, 1215 nt
Organism: Nannochloropsis gaditana CCMP526
Exons: 3
Coding region: 98-1099 (333 amino acids)
Cellular component (GO): mitochondrion
Molecular function (GO): metal ion binding
Source: RefSeq, a predicted model, not a curated record